Fukomys damarensis (Damara mole-rat) is the source of this 4898-nucleotide messenger RNA. It is a transcript of the gene Pde4d, whose product is annotated as phosphodiesterase 4D. Bases 1397 to 3514 code for a protein of 705 amino acids. Gene Ontology annotation, molecular function: 3',5'-cyclic-AMP phosphodiesterase activity; ATPase binding; transmembrane transporter binding. Gene Ontology annotation, cellular component: nucleus; perinuclear region of cytoplasm; cytosol. The transcript has 15 exons. Lineage: Eukaryota; Metazoa; Chordata; Mammalia; Rodentia; Bathyergidae. The record is from RefSeq and is a predicted model, not a curated record. Gene Ontology annotation, biological process: regulation of cardiac muscle cell contraction; cAMP catabolic process; signal transduction.
UUCAUUGGAUAGGAUGGGAAAACAAAACAAAAACCUCCCUCCCUGAGAAUAUGUAUUUGUUCGAGGUGUCAUUUCCUUGUGAGGUUAUUUACAGGUUCCCUGCUGUUUAGCUUUUCUUACCUGGUAAUUACUUGCUGAAAGAAAUCUCCUUGGGGUAAGCUCUUCCUUUAACCCCUUUUGCUUGCUUUUCUUUGGAGGCUAGCAAGGAGCGCAGGACUCUGCAGUUUCUGGGAACCCACCUAGAGGGCCCCCUUGACGCCACGCAUCCCCUGUCAGGCAGCAGUCUGCAGCCGGAGCGGACUGCUGCAGAGUUAAUGUACAGUACCGCGGAGCCUGCAAGUGUCCUGCGCUGCUAAGCCCGGGGCGGCACAGCCCAGAGCAGAAGAGGCAGCCGCGAUGAUUCCCAAGGUUCUGCUGGAAAUUCGGCGCUGGGGGACUCCAGCAGGAGCUUGUUGCCAUUGUGUUUAAAAGCAUGCAAGGUCUGUAUGGCUUGGGCAUGAGAAUCUUUCCGAUAUCAGAGCAUCAGAGUAAAUGACAUCUACUGAGGAACUGAAUUUGGGGUAAAGAGAAAGAGAAAAAAGACAGUGGGGGAAGAAAUUCUUAGACAACGUCUGACUUGCAGCUGUGAAAUUCAUUUUCCAAGGCAAAAUAUAAAAAGCCCACACAUGGUUUCGAUAACAACAAAUUAAAAAGAAUUCUGCAGUGAAAGAAUCAAUAGCUUAGUCAUUUUACUUCAAGAGGGCAGACAGCCUUAUUAUGAGGUUAGGCAGCAGAAAUGCAUUUCAUCACGACAGAGCCUUCUGAAGUCAUGAUGGUAGCUAAUGGUAAUCCUGUCCUGCAAAGAAGAAAUUACUCAUUGCCUUCUUACUUGUGCAGUCAAAGCCAGCAAUUCUGAGAUCUGGGGACAAAGCUGGCUUUGGUUAUACGUGUAUGGUUUCUAGCCCCUCCGCUCAGGUCUUUGUCCGACACAUCUCAGCUCUCACUGUGUUAAGUGACCACAUAAGAAUAUGUACCUAAGAAAGAAGAAAAAGCAAUAUUUAUUUAUAAAAGACAUCAUGGCAAAGAAACCUGGAGUUUUCCAUUUCCCUUCUAACACUCCUUUAACAAGGAUAGCAAGAAACUGUUUUUUGACUCCUCUUUUCCCACAUUUCAUAGUCCUUCCUGCGAGGAUGCAUUAAUUUACACUCUGGCUGUUGGAUUUUACCAGGACAAUAUUUGCCAUUGUUUAGGAUUAGCAUCUGGACUGUUUUUUUCAGUACGUUGACUGACUAGUGGAACCUAAAGGAUGGACCCAUACCUGCAGUGCUUUGUGAUGUUCCUUUCUUCAAAUCCUGGAAGGGCUUUUGGUGAUGCUCUUUGUUUUUUUGGGAUUCAAUACUUGUUGCAAUAAUUGCCCAUGAGAGCUGCUCAAACAAGAGAGUUGGAAUCCAUCUAUGAAAAUCACUACACUAACCUAGGAAACGAGGAGAAUAUUAAUGAGAGAAGAUCUGCAAACAUGAUGCACGUGAAUAAUUUCCCCUUUAGAAGGCAUUCCUGGAUAUGUUUCGAUGUGGACAAUGGCACAUCUGCGGGACGGAGUCCCUUGGAUCCCAUGACCAGCCCAGGAUCUGGGCUAAUUCUUCAAGCAAAUUUUGUCCACAGUCAACGCCGGGAGUCCUUCCUGUAUCGAUCAGAUAGCGACUAUGACCUCUCUCCAAAGUCCAUGUCCCGGAACUCCUCCAUCGCCAGUGACAUACAUGGAGAUGACUUGAUUGUGACUCCAUUUGCUCAGGUCUUGGCUAGCCUGCGAACUGUACGAAAUAACUUUGCUGCAUUGACUAAUUUGCAAGAUCGAGCACCAAACAAAAGAUCACCCAUGUGUAACCAACCAUCCAUCAACAAAGCUACCAUAACAGAGGAGGCCUACCAGAAACUGGCCAGCGAGACCCUGGAGGAGCUGGACUGGUGUCUGGACCAGCUAGAGACCUUGCAGACCAGGCACUCCGUCAGUGAGAUGGCCUCGAACAAGUUUAAAAGGAUGCUUAAUCGGGAGCUCACCCAUCUCUCUGAAAUGAGUCGGUCUGGAAAUCAAGUGUCAGAGUAUAUAUCAAAUACAUUCUUAGAUAAGCAACAUGAAGUGGAAAUUCCUUCUCCAACUCAGAAGGAAAAGGAGAAAAAGAAAAGACCAAUGUCUCAAAUCAGUGGAGUCAAGAAGUUGAUGCAUAGUUCUAGUCUGACUAAUUCAAGUAUCCCAAGGUUUGGGGUAAAAACAGAACAAGAAGAUGUCCUGGCCAAGGAACUAGAAGAUGUGAACAAAUGGGGUCUUCAUGUUUUCAGAAUAGCAGAAUUAUCUGGUAACCGGCCUCUGACUGUUAUCAUGCACACCAUUUUUCAGGAACGGGAUUUAUUAAAAACUUUUAAAAUUCCAGUAGACACUUUAAUUACAUAUCUUAUGACUCUGGAAGACCAUUACCAUGCUGAUGUGGCCUAUCACAACAACAUCCAUGCUGCCGACGUUGUUCAGUCUACUCAUGUACUAUUAUCCACACCUGCUUUGGAGGCUGUGUUUACAGAUUUGGAGAUUCUUGCAGCAAUUUUUGCCAGUGCAAUACAUGACGUAGAUCAUCCUGGUGUGUCAAAUCAAUUUCUGAUCAACACAAACUCUGAACUUGCCUUGAUGUACAACGACUCCUCUGUCUUAGAGAACCAUCAUUUGGCUGUGGGCUUUAAAUUGCUUCAAGAAGAAAACUGUGAUAUUUUCCAGAAUUUGACCAAAAAGCAAAGACAGUCUUUAAGGAAAAUGGUCAUUGACAUUGUACUUGCAACAGAUAUGUCAAAACACAUGAAUCUGCUAGCUGAUUUGAAAACUAUGGUUGAAACUAAGAAAGUGACAAGCUCUGGGGUUCUCCUUCUUGAUAAUUACUCUGAUAGGAUCCAGGUUCUCCAGAAUAUGGUGCACUGUGCAGAUCUGAGCAACCCCACAAAGCCUCUUCAACUGUACCGCCAGUGGACAGACCGGAUAAUGGAAGAGUUCUUCCGCCAAGGAGACCGAGAGAGGGAGCGAGGCAUGGAGAUAAGUCCCAUGUGUGACAAGCACAAUGCAUCUGUGGAAAAAUCACAGGUGGGCUUCAUAGACUAUAUUGUUCAUCCUCUCUGGGAGACAUGGGCAGACCUUGUACAUCCUGAUGCCCAAGACAUUUUGGACACUUUGGAGGACAAUCGUGAAUGGUACCAAAGCACAAUUCCUCAGAGCCCCUCUCCUGCGCCUGAUGACCAAGAGGAGGGUCAGCAGGGUCAGACUGAGAAAUUCCAGUUUGAACUAACUUUAGAGGAAGAUGGAGAGUCAGACACCGAAAAGGACAGUGGAAGUCAAGUGGAGGAAGACACUAGCUGCAGUGACUCCAAGACUCUGUGCACUCAAGACUCGGAGUCUACUGAAAUUCCCCUUGAUGAACAGGUGGAAGAGGAGGCCGUAGGGGAAGAGGAAAGCCAGCCUGAAGUUUGUGUCAUAGACAGUUGUUCUCCUGACACGUAACAGUGCAGAAUGUCACGCCUUUGUUUUUGUAGUAGAAAAAUCGUUUCCAAAGUGCAUGUCACAUGCCACAACCAUGGUCACACCUCAUUAUCAUCUGCCAGGACGUUUGAACAAAACUGAUCUUGACUACUCAGUCUGGCGCUCAGGAAUAUUGUAUCCACUUUCUUCACCUCCAUGUCAUCAGAGCAAGGGGGACACCUUCACAAACAGCAUUUGAACAUUUCAGCUUGGUAGAGCUGACAAAGCAGAUAAAAUCAACUCCAAAAUGCUUUCAAGGGAGCGUGGCUCAUCGGGAAGUCAUAAGUGGAUUGAAUUUCAGAGUUUCUUGAUUGCAAUAUUUCCUGGAGAAAGAAGGCAUUAUAUAUGGAAAGAGUGAACUUAGUGGAGUAAAGCAGCAAACAUGUCAGGAACAGAGUACAGCAUGAAUCUGUUCCGAGAAGGAAGAAGAGCCACAGAAAUUGCAUAAUUUUCUAAUUUCAAGUCUUCCUGAUACAUGACUGAAUAGUGUAGUUCAGUGAGCUGCACUCACCUCUACAUUUUGUAUGAUAUGUAAAAGAUUUUUUGUAGAGCUUACUUUUAUUAUUAAAUGUAUUGAGGUAUUAUAUUUAAAAAACUAUGUUCAGAAUUUCAUCUGCCACUGGUUAUUUUUUUCUAAGGAGUAACUUGCAAGAUUUCAGUACAAAUCUGUGCUACACUGGAUAAAUCUAAUUUACAAAUUUUACUUGCACCGUAUAGUCCAUAGCAAUUAACAGAUUUGUAGUGGUCAUUGUUUUAUAUACCAAUGACUUCCAUAUUUUAAAUCAGAAAAACUUUAUGUUGCCAGAAACACUUUUUGUAAGUCUUCAUUACUUUGAUUUUUUUAUUUCACUCUUUCCCAAUAAGCGGAGUUGCUCUCUGCUAAAGUUGUUCAUGGUGUGCAAAGUGAGUAUUUGUUCUGUAAUACUUCAACGUGCGUUAUGUCCAUUGUGUCUUAAUCCUCAUAGAAACAUCAGCUGGUGUUGUCUGAAGCAAAUGGGAAAUUAUAUAAAUACCCAGUAACUAAAAUGGUCAGUGUUUUUUAGAUAUUUUCCUACUUAGUGUCUUCUGAUGACUUUGUGCUGUGUCGAUUGCAUUUCACAAGUGCACGUCUUUGUAGUAAUCCACACAUUUCAUGUCCAUUUUUGUUUUUUUUACAGCCAGUUAGAAUAAGAAGAAUGUUUUCCUCUUGUGCUACUUUAUUUAGUGUGUGUUUUAAUCUCUGUCCAUGUUUGCUAGAUGGAUCUUAUCAAGUAUAUCAUCACCAUCCUAACUGAUGAAAAGAAGCAGGUAGUAAAAUUAGGGUUAGCGUUUCAUUCUACGCUGAAGCCGUUUGUCAUAACUAGCUUUUACUCUAGGGUUACAGACA